Molecule: messenger RNA, 909 nt
Organism: Sinocyclocheilus rhinocerous
Lineage: Eukaryota; Metazoa; Chordata; Actinopteri; Cypriniformes; Cyprinidae
Product: plexin-A2-like
Exons: 7
Coding region: 1-909 (302 amino acids)
Biological process (GO): regulation of cell migration; semaphorin-plexin signaling pathway
Cellular component (GO): semaphorin receptor complex; plasma membrane
Molecular function (GO): semaphorin receptor activity
Source: RefSeq, a predicted model, not a curated record
AUGGCGCACAGGAAGUGUCUUUCCUGUGUGACCAGUUCUUUCCGCUGCCACUGGUGCAAGUACAGAAACCUCUGCACCCACGACCCCUCCAGCUGCUCUUUCCAGGAGGGACGCGUCAACGCCUCUGAGGACUGUCCUCAACUGGUCCGCUCUGAGGAGAUCCUGAUCCCGGCGGGGGAGGUGAAGCCCAUCACACUAAAAGCUCGGAACCUUCCACAACCUCAGUCGGGUCAGCGCGGCUACGAGUGUGUGUUACACAUACAAGGAGUCAGUCAUAGAGUUACGGCGCUCAGAUUCAACAGCUCCAGCGUACAGUGCCAGAACAGCUCGUAUCUGUAUGAAGGGAUGAGGAUCAGUGAGCUGCCGGUGGAUUUCUCAGUGGUGUGGAAUGGAAACUUCAUCAUUGACAAUCCUGAGAACAUCAAAGUGCACCUGUAUAAGUGUGGCGCUCAGAGGGACAGCUGCGGCGUGUGUUUGAAGGCCGAGAGGAAGUUCCAGUGUGGUUGGUGCAGUAUGGAGGGCCGCUGUACCCUACGCCAGCACUGUCCCAUGUCCAACCCCUACACCAGCCGCUGGCUUCACCUCGCCAGCACAAACGUCAAGUGCACCAACCCUCGAAUCACUGAGGUGACCCCAGUGGCCGGACCACCAGAAGGGGGCACCAGAGUGACCAUCCGUGGUGUGAACCUGGGUCUGUCCUUCUCAGACAUGGUCAACAACGUGCAGGUAGCGGGAAUCCAGUGCACCCCACAAGAAAACGGCUACAUCAUUGCUGAACAGAUUGUGUGUGAGAUGGAUGCAGCUCCCACAGACAGUAAACCCGGCCCGGUCCAUUUGUGCGUAGGGGAGUGUAAGCCAGAGCUCCAGACACGCUCUUCUCAACUCUAUUCCUUUGUGGUAAGACCUUGA